UGCUGAAACCCUGGACCAUCAUUCUCUCCCCCUGCACACGGUGUUCACAGUAAGAGCAGGAGAGAACCAGCUCCAGGAUGAUUGCUGUGCUGCUGAUGGUGUUUGGACUGACCCCUGCCUACAUAUUUCCUGUCAGUGCUGACAUCCCUGUGUACCCAAACUUUGACCCCCAAAAGACUGUCGGGAAGUGGCACCCCAUCGGGAUGGCUACCAAGUUGCCUGAGUUGACUGAGUAUGAGCAGAAAAUAUCACCGAUGGACCACACGGUGGAGGUUUCGGAUGCCGAUAUGACACUCACCGCUAAUUAUAUGUCGGAUGGUGUCUGCAAACAAUCAGCUCUUGUGUUCAAGCACACUGACAAACCUGGUGUAUUCGAAUUUCCUGAUGGUAUUGCCAAAGUCAUGGAUAUUGAUUAUGAAAAGUAUGUCAUUAUGUACAAGAAGAAAUUAGAACACGAAUCCAUGUAUCUGUCUGCUAGGGGAUCAGAAGUGGGAGAUGACAUCAAAGAAAAAUUCAAGAAAUUAGUUUUGGAGCAAAACUAUCCUGAGGCACACAUCAAAUACUUUGGGAACGUCGAACAAUGCACUCCAAAAACUGCUUAAUAACCAGAUACAGCAUUUCUCCAGAUAUAUUUGCAGCAUUGGUUAAUAAUCAGAAACACCCAAUAAUCAUUACUCUUUCUGGUUGGUGGAGAUGAUGAUGACUACGGAUCAAUGCCUCUGUCCACUCACCACAUUUCUGGCUUGUAGAAAUUGAUGCAAUUAGAACAACAACAUCUUUGGGUUCCUCCCUC
Podarcis muralis (Common wall lizard) is the source of this 793-nucleotide messenger RNA. NCBI's taxonomy places the organism in Eukaryota, Metazoa, Chordata, Lepidosauria, Squamata, Lacertidae. The record is from RefSeq and is a predicted model, not a curated record.